Molecule: messenger RNA, 1903 nt
Organism: Vigna umbellata (rice bean)
Lineage: Eukaryota; Viridiplantae; Streptophyta; Magnoliopsida; Fabales; Fabaceae
Source: RefSeq, a predicted model, not a curated record
ACAAGUGCAAGGAUGGGUUUCUAGCAAAUCUACAAAAUGUUUCACAGAUGAUGUCCACGUCUUGCUCCUUCUAAACCCACCUUCCUCACUCAUUGUUCCAUCUUCAAUGAAUGGUUCUUUUCCUAUGAAAAAUAUAGUUACUUCGCUGGGGUUGUAACAACGUGACCUGUCUCCUCACGCAAUAUGUAACAUGUCCACAUUCCGGGUAUGUCGAUCCCUGCACAAAACCUUGCUUAUGAUCUAUUAAACAACAGUCUCUUCGGUACACAGAUUAAGACAGAUUUAAGUACAUCGAUAUUUCAACCUCAGUUAAAGUGGAUUGCAGAAAGAGGGUUAACAUAGAUGAUGGGUCAAAACAUGCUCAGCUUUCCUUUUUUGUAGUGAGAUUUUCUGUUCUUGCAUCUUCUCCGGUGCCUCUCUCGAUCGGCAGAGCAAUUAACUGUCCCAUUGAGUGUCAUGAAGAAGAGUUCUUCGUCUUCUUUCCAGAACUUGGGUUCUUUCCCGAGUCCAGGGGCACCAUAUUAUAGAGAGAGAAACGUUGGGAGCCAAAAGGGGUGGAGCUCAGAGAGAGUUUCAAAGGCUUCAAGCAGCAGCGGCAUCAGUAGAAGGCACACUAUGGCAGGGUUGAUAACACCUUUCAGUGGUGGAAGAACAAUGCCCUCCAAAUGGGAUGAGGCUGAGAGGUGGAUUUCUAGUCCAGCUUCUGCCUAUGCUGAGAGCAGAAGUUCGCACGCACAACUUCAGCGCAGACCCAAGUCAAUAAGUGGCCCAAUUGUGCCUCCUGGAGUUGCUGCUUUCUAUUCAAAUUACUCACCUGUGGUUCCACUGCGCCAAGGGUUGGUUGUCAGAAACUUGGUAGUGGGUUCUCCCUUCUCAACUGGGGUGUUGGCACCGGUUGCUGUUUCUGUUCACCAUUAUGAUCCACAUGAUGCCACUGUUUUUGGUUAUGACAUGGACAAUGGGAUACAGUUUUCCACUCCUGUGCUCACCGAGAAUGGUGUCGUGCUUUCUUCAUUGCCCACUGCACCCACCACGUGUUCUGAACUGCCAUGUGAUCAUUCAUCUCCUACCUCUCAAGAUGAGAAACAUGAUGAAAUGAUGAAUGAGGAAAAUGGAGCAUCUAAUUUGUCAAGAUGUGACAAAGGUACCCAAAUGAGCCCUGCAGAGACAGAGAAUGAUGCACAUUCAUCUCCUAUGUCUUCUACUGCCACUUCAGCUGUGGAUCAACAAGAAUGCCAUUCUUCUAAAUUAGUGGUCAGAGAUGUGCAAGUUGACAGUCAAGCUACUAUUAUCAGAUGGUCCAAGAGGCAUGCAACCAAAUUGGCAAAAAAAGACUUACUACACAGCAAAGACUCGACAGAGAUUAGUGCACAACCCCAGGCUUCAUGUUGGGAAAUUGACGAGCAAAACAUAGACAAUUCCAAGUUAAAGAGAGAGGAAGCCAAAAUCGUUGCAUGGGAGAAUUUGCAGAAAGCAAAGGCUGAAACUUCUAUAAGGAAACUUGAGAUGAAAUUAGAAAAGAAGAGAUCUUCAUCAAUGGAUAAGAUUCUAAACAAGUUGCGAAGAGCACAGUUGAAAGCUGAAAAUAUGAGAAGUUCAAUUCCUGAACAGCAGGGCCAAGAGGUUUCCAAGUGUAGAGUAUUUUCGUUCUCCAAAUAUGCACCGAUGUGGUCUCCAGGCAGUUGUUUCGGCAGCAAUGCUCAGUGAUCGAUCCCAUGUAAAAUCCUAAGUCAUGAAGGUUUUGACCAGUUUUUAAAAGAAUAUAUUCUACAUUUGACUUAAUGAGAAUUUGAUGGAAUUCAUUGUCAUGUGUUAGAAAACCUUACACCAUUAUUUGGACCUAGGUACCCAUGUAUUCUGUGUAAAUAAAAACCAGUGGUCGCGGCCAACUUUCUUCUUUCAA